AUGGAUUCUUCCUCAUGGUUGGAAGAAUUUGGGAGUUUUCGUCAUGACCUUGUGGGCAUGGCGGAGGCCAAGCUGAGAUGUGUUGUUCAGCUGAGGAAAUCAUGGGCUUGGAGUUUCAAUUACUUGAGGCAGGGACCUACUGCAGCUCUGAAACUCGUCUUCUUUCCUGAGGGCACUUUUAAUAUUGAAGGCAUUAUGUGA
Messenger RNA from Linum trigynum, 201 nucleotides. NCBI's taxonomy places the organism in Eukaryota, Viridiplantae, Streptophyta, Magnoliopsida, Malpighiales, Linaceae. The record is from the annotation of a GenBank genome assembly.